AUGAUAAUGUCAUGUCGGGGCUUGUAUUUGUGUUCACACAUGUGGGCUCUUUUCACAGCAGGUGCUGGUUUAUUGUGUGUGAGUUUUAACUUAUCUCUGAGCUCAGCGAGGAAAUCUUCCUUCAAGAUGUUUGCUAGCAUAAUUUUUCCUCCUAAUAUGGUGUUAAAGUAACUUAAUAGUCUUACUUUAAUUGUCUCUUUUCCACAUCUAGUUUUCUCUAAUAGCAGUUUGUGUUGGCUGUGAGACAUUUUUGUUUUUUAUAUAUAUCAGUGUUCAGAUGUUCUUAUUUUAGGUCAAAGUGUGUUUUUGUAACUUAAGCGUGUUUUUAACUUGCGUGUGAAAGAGAACUUUUAGUACUCACGUGCGCGUGACAGCUGCUCUCGAGCUUCGGAUGUGUGCGUCCAGAAAAACGUAUAUCAGAAAUUUAAACUGAUAUGGCUUUAAAAUGCGUGAUUUCAGUGCGAUAUACAAGAUAAUCAAAAUAAAAUUGCACAGCCCUGUUCUGGGAAAGAGGGCGGGAGGCAGCAGCUCAUUUGCAUUUAAAGAGAAAUGGACUAAAACAGCCUGUUUCUGCUUCCACUCAAAAUAGGCAUUUUCAAAAUGAUAUAAUAAAGUAUCUGUGUGGUAUUUUGAGCUGAAACUUCACAAACACAUUCUGGGGACACCUGGGCCCGUAUUCAUGAAAAAUCUUCGUGCUAAGAGUUGCUCCUAGUAACAAAAUUCUAAGAAAAUUCGUAGAAAUGUGGGUGUUUCCUCUUACAAUUAAAGAACGGGGUCAGAUAAGAUAAACUAAAAUAAACGUUUUUGUCUUUCCCUCUCUCAGAGUUGCUCUCAGAUUGGAAUCACUUUUAAGUUAAGACUCCUAGUUAGAAAGUUUUAAGCUAAAUUAGGAGCUCUCUAAAAGGAUUCUUAGAAUCUUUAAGAAUAUGAGCCCUGAGAUUUAUAAUACAUCUUGUAAAAAGGGGCAUAAUAGGUGCCCUUUAAAGUUUAUUGACUGAAGUAUGUCAAAUUUAUUCAUGUUGAAAGCAAAAUGCAGCCUGAUGCAAUUAAAAUGAGGAGCGGAAUUUUUAACCAAUAAGAUUUUGCGGUGGGCGGGGCUUCAUCGUGUGACGCGACAAACAUGGAAAGAGUUCUUUUUUUAUUAUUUUAAUAUGUAUAUAAAGAAAAGUAAGAGUUCGGUAUCGUGUGGUAAAUUUUGUCAUACAGAAUGCAAAGGCACAAUGUUUAUGAUGAUAUUUUGUUUUCUUUAGGUGUAUCUGUUUAUUUGUGUAUCUGUUUCAUCGUUAAAUAGUCCGCAUCGCAGCUCUACGAAUGUUCUGACUGAUUUGACACGAGUAUCUCAACUCUCGCUGUAAGGCUUGUGAAGAAAAGGAGGCUAAACAUACAGGGAUCAUCAGCAAGGCAAUGAAUGAAGGAGCCGGUGGGCGGCCCAGGGGGCAGCAGAAGUUCUGUAGUCUGGAUACGGAUGAAGAAAAACACAUGAGUUCGUGUAGCAUGGACGUUAAAGAAAACCGCAACCUGGACAACCUCUCCUCCAAAGAAGUGCUGGGGGAGGGGCCUUACUUAACCAAUGGAAACGCUCGGGGAUUGAGCAGGAAACGCCCUCUGGAGGAGGGCAACAAAGGCCACGGGCAUUCCAAAUUCCGGCCCAAGAAGCGCAGGAAACCGCAAGGGCCGGUCUUGCCAAAAAAUGCUCUCAUGCAACUGAACGAAAUCAAACCGGGACUGCAGUACAAACUUCUGUCUCAGACGGGGCCGGUACAUGCACCCGUGUUCGUCAUGACCGUUGAGGUUAACGGACAGUUAUUUGAGGGCUCAGGCCCAACGAAGAAGAAAGCCAAACUGAAUGCGGCCGAAAAAGCGCUGCGCUCUUUUGUUCAGUUUCCCAAUGCAUCCGAAGCUCAUCUCGCGAUGGGUCGCACGCUGACUGUUAACGCAGACUUCACCUCAGAUCAAGCAGAUUUCCCCGACAUGCUAUUUAAUGGAUUUGAGACGCCCACACCACCUGAUGACACCUUCUUCUUGAGUCUUGGCAGCAAUGGGUCUCUCUGCUCCUUAAAUGAAUACCCUUUGCCCAUGGCGCUGAAAAACAACAACAGGUCAUAUCUUCCUCUCCCACUACCCCCUGCACUCACAACGUCCCCUACAGGCAGUGGCAAAAAUGCUGUGAUGAUCCUAAAUGAGCUUCGGCCUGGACUGAAGUAUGAGUUUGUGGCUGAGAGCGGUGAAAGCCAUGCCAAGAACUUUAUAAUGGCAGUUACUGUAGAUACUCAGAUGUUCCAAGGUUCUGGACGGAAUAAAAAGCUGGCAAAAGCGAGGGCGGCCCAAGCAGCUCUGUCAGGACUUUUUAACAUGCAGUUGGACCAGACGCCAUCCCGACAGCCAAUCCCAAGAGAGGGACUUCAGCUACACCUGCCUCAGGUCCUCGCAGACGCCGUCUCUCAUUUAGUUGUGGAAAAGUUCAGUGAGCUGACGGAUAACUUCACGUCUCCACAUGCACGGCGGAAAGUCCUUGCGGGUGUUGUCAUGACAACUGGUACGGAUGUGAAGGAUGCUCAGGUGAUUUGCGUCACCACAGGAACCAAGUGUAUAAAUGGGGAGUACAUGAGUGAUCGAGGACUGGCCCUUAACGACUGCCAUGCUGAGAUCAUUGCACGUCGCUCCCUCAUCAGAUACCUGUACAGUCAGCUGGAAUACUUCCUCAGCGACAGCACUGAGGAACAUGAGAAAUCCAUAUUCAGAUGGUGUAGUGAACAUGGCUACCGGCUAAAAGACGAUAUUCAGUUCCAUCUGUAUAUCAGCACGUCGCCCUGCGGAGACGCCCGGAUCUUCUCCCCUCAUGAGGCUGGUGCCGAGGACCAGGGUGACCGGCAUCCAAACCGCAAGGCUCGUGGACAACUGCGAACCAAGAUUGAGUCUGGAGAAGGUACAAUACCCGUUCGUACUAGUAACACCAUUCAGACCUGGGAUGGAGUGUUGCAGGGAGAACGACUGCUAACCAUGUCGUGUAGUGACAAGAUUGCCAGAUGGAACGUCAUCGGAGUGCAGGGGUCUCUUCUGAGUUACUUUACAGAACCCAUCUAUUUCUCCAGUUUAAUUUUGGGAAGUCUGUACCAUGCUGACCAUCUUUCCAGAGCCAUGUACCAGCGCAUCGCCGACAUGGAUGAUCUGCCCAAGCCGUUUGCGGUCAACAGACCUCUUCUUAGUGGUAUCAGUAACACAGAAGCAAGGCAACCUGGGAAAGCUCCCAACUUCAGUGUCAACUGGACAGUCGGCGAUCAGGGGUUGGAGAUCAUUAACGCCACCACAGGAAAAGAUGAUCUCGGAAGACCGUCUCACCUCUGUAAACACGCCCUCUACAGUCGCUGGGUCUGUCUACAUGCCAAGCUCAGUGAGACUCUGCGGAUCCGAGGAUCUUGGCCAGGCUCCUACCACGAGGCAAAACAAGUGGCAGUGGAGUAUCACGCGGCCAAACAGACUCUCUUCAAAGCUUUCUACAAAGCAGGACUUGGAGCAUGGGUUGAAAAACCCAUUGAACAAGACCAGUUUUCCCUUACCUCUUAAGAUAAACCAAGAGAAAGGGAUUGUCGGCAAGAAUCUUUUGUACAUUUACAUGGAAUGCAAGGUUUUAAUCUAACCUCCGUAGUUGUUGUUUUUUUUCCCUCUGUUAUUACUGAUAGUUGCUUGGUUUCUUUUAUCCAUAAAAAACAUGGUUCUGUUUACUCAAAAAAUGGCUGAGUUAAAAGAGACCCAGCUGAAAUCUUGUCGUUGGGUGUGAACAAUACCUUUCGCUAAACCUACCAAUCAAGGUGGCUUGCACAAUUAAUCACAUUGACUAUAAUGCUGGCUUAAUUUUACCUCAGAAUGAUUUUAAGUUACAUCUAUAAUUGUAUUAGGUAGUGGAUCACUGUUUUCACUCCAAUUAAAUAAUGUAAAAAUUUGAAUUUACCAAGGAGGUUCCCCACAGGACGUUUUCGCUCAGGACAGGAGACAAAACGAUCUAUAUUAUGGUUGCUAUAAACCAGCAGCUUGGUUGCACACUUUCUGCCACCUUUUUAAACACCCUUACAUUAAAUAACUUCUAAUGGAAUUGAAUUAUUUUAUUCUCUAUAGCAUCUUUUUGACAUUUAGCUAACCUAAGGUGCUUAAAUAACAGUCCAGUUGCGAUAAUAAUAAUUAAGCGUUAUAUUAAUUAAGCCGGAGAGGUUUUAUUCGCUGCAUGACUUUUAUAGUGGCCCACUUUUUCACCUCCCUUUUGAUGUCUGCUAACUCCAAUAGUUACAAAUAUAGGCCAAUAGCAGUAAUUGACCAAUAUGUGUAGCUAAAAAUAAUCCAAUAAAAUGACCCAACAGGCUCAGCCCAGUUUUGGAUAGUCAAAACCCAGUGUUUUUUUGUUUGUUUGUUUUUUUAAUACUUGUAAAUGUAUUUUUAUGUACAUGUUUUUUGUCUAAAACCACAUUUCCACUUUAUUGUAAAUGUGACAGUUUAGUUUUCUGUUUUAACUGAUUUUAUCACCCAAUUUCUUGUUUAAUGUUUAGAAUGUGAUGCCAUUUUAUUGAAAACAAUAAAGACUGAACUGUUUCAUCCGAAAUCUAAAUGAAUCAGAUUACGAUUGGGGAACAUUUGUUGCUUUUAAAGAAAAAAAGUGGUAAAGUGAUUGUAAUUAUGUAAAUAAUUUACAAUGUUACAGAUUCCAGAAAAUUACUUGAGAUUUCAUAUUUAUUACUUAGGUCUUGCCUCAAAAAGCUGUUUUAUGUGGCUUUGUGUUCCUGUUUGCAUGUGUCCAUGCAGUACACAAGACGUAGGGUGUCUCAUUCAUCAUUUUACAUUUUAAAAGGGUGCUUUUUAGCCGCAGUGCACACUUUUGCAAAGCACUGAAGUGAACUUCACACUGGGUUUCAACCCAACAGUCUAUGCUGCAUUUUGUCACCAAAGUGUUGAGUCGUCAGAGGACUAAGAGCAACAUUUGAGACCAGGCCGUUAUUAUUUUGUUUGUCUCAGCUCAGCAGGAGCUCUAGGAUCAAUGUAAAGUCUAUUACUCAACCUAGUUAUGUUGAGAACAUGUCCUGGAAAACUCCCAUGAUGCCAGUGUGUUCUGCAAUUCAGGAUGCUCUUUGUUGUCUGAACUAAACUCCCGCAUGAAUUCGGUUUGAACUGGUUCUUCCGGGCCGGAAUCAGAAGUGCUUUAAGUGCUGCAUCUAAGCAAAGACUCGACAGUUUUUCCAUGAGAGGAAAAGUAUGAAAGGAACUGUACUGUAAGAAAAUAAAAUGAUCACUGUC
This is a messenger RNA of Onychostoma macrolepis, 5280 nucleotides long. It is a transcript of the gene adarb1a, whose product is annotated as adenosine deaminase RNA specific B1a. Gene Ontology annotation, cellular component: cytoplasm; nucleolus. The transcript is spliced from 12 exons. Gene Ontology annotation, biological process: RNA processing; adenosine to inosine editing. Bases 1405 to 3564 code for a protein of 719 amino acids. The record is from RefSeq and is a predicted model, not a curated record. Lineage: Eukaryota; Metazoa; Chordata; Actinopteri; Cypriniformes; Cyprinidae. Gene Ontology annotation, molecular function: double-stranded RNA binding; double-stranded RNA adenosine deaminase activity; tRNA-specific adenosine deaminase activity.